UAAUGUUUGGCUGCGUUCGGUGGGUAGUUACCUGUCGUCUCAUCCUCCUCUUCUCUCCCCAGUCUCGUUGGGCUCGGCUUCUCGGCAGUUUGUACUUGGCACCACCGCCUUUGAGACAUGGCAUCAUUCAAUUCAUAUAUCCACCUCAGUAAAAGUGUAAAACUGAAUAAAAGACUGUAGAGAGUGGACGGACACUCUGGUCGUUUUCCGGGUUGUUUGGGGUUUCUGCUUUACUGUUAUUUUGAUUGAUGAUUCAAUGUUUGUUUAGUUGUUGCCUGAGAUCGGAGAUGUUGGGUUACUUGGGUAGGUGUAGUAGGUCCUUCUUGUUAACUUUGUUUCUUGCCGUUUUACCCCUUUUUGUUGCUUCUUUGUUCUCUGAAUUGCACGGUAAUUUUCAUGAGAGCUACUCAAGAGAGCUAAUGGACUCCGCCUUACGAGACACAGACUGGUUGGUCUCCAUCAGGAGAGAGAUCCACGAAAACCCAGAACUUUGUUUCCAAGAGCACAACACCAGUGCUCUUAUCCGUAGAGAACUCGACAGGCUCGGCGUCUCUUUUUCCUUCCCCUUUGCCAAAACCGGUGUCGUCGCACUGAUUGGGUCCGGCUCUCCCCCAGUUGUUGCCCUACGAGCCGACAUGGACGCCCUUCCGUUGCAGGAACUUGUGGAGUGGGAGCAUAAGAGCAAAAUUGACGGUAGAAUGCACGGAUGUGGACACGACGCCCAUGUAGCCAUGCUCCUUGGAGCAGCUAAAUUGCUUAAUCAACGGAAACAUCAUCUCCAGGGAACUGUGAGACUCCUUUUUCAACCUGCAGAAGAGGGUGGUGCUGGAGCAGCUCACAUGUUAAAGGAAGGGGCCCUUGGUGAAGCUGAAGCAAUCUUUGGAAUGCAUGUUAACUACUUCAUACCCACGGGAAGCAUAGAAUCCAAUGCAGGACCUGCUCUAGCAGCUGUAUGUAUCUUUGAAGCAAAAAUAGAAGGAACAGGUGGUCAUGCUGCAAUGCCCCAAAUGAAUGUAGAUCCAGUUCUUGCCGCAUCAUUUGCAAUCCUAUCAUUGCAGCACCUCAUCUCGAGAGAAGUGGAUCCACUCCAUAGUCAAGUACUAUCCGUUACCUAUGUACGAGGAGGGUUGACAUUAAAUGUCAUUCCCUCGUUUGUCGAAUUUGGUGGCACUUUGAGGAGUCUCACCACUGAUGGCCUUCAUCAACUCCAGAAGAGGGUAAAAGAGGUUAUCAGACAGCAGGCAGGUGUACACAGAUGUACGGCCGUUGUCAACUUGAAGGAAGAAGAGUACCCACCAUACCCAGCUGUGACGAAUGAUGAGAGGUUGCAGGAGCACGUGAUGAGGGUGGGGAAGCUUUUGCUGGGUCCCAAGAACGUGAUGAUAGGUGGGAAGGUGAUGGCAGGUGAGGAUUUUGCCUUCUAUCAGGAAGUGAUUCCUGGAGUGAUGUUUGGUAUUGGAAUAAGAAAUGAAGCGGCAGGAUCUGUUCACUCCCCACACUCACCUCACUUCUUUCUUGAUGAGGAUGUGCUUCCAAUUGGAGCGGCAUUGCACACUGCACUUGCGGAGAUAUAUCUGAACGAGUCUUCGUCCUUGAAAGAUUCCAAAAUUUGAUGAGAGAGAAGCAAAUUUGAUGAUGUUGCUUUGUACAUGGUCUGUCAGAACAAAGUUUGAGACAUAAAAGAGAGUGCAGCUCAUGAGAUAUUUGGGUUUUUAAGUUGAACUGCAUUGUGCUGUAUAUUGGGCUUGGCACUAUUUAAAAUUCCGUAAUUGCUCCAAUCCAGUGUGGCACCGGCCGGCGGCCACACCUUUGAUGCUUUUCCCGUCACUCUGUGGUGGAGUCUAGAGACUGGACACGGCAUGCAGGCUAUCCUUGCGAUGCAUAUUAUGGAAAACCGUUUGGCUGAUAUGAAAGUGUGCCAAAUGGCCGGAACGGUAACGCAAUGACUACUGGUACAUAAAAUUAGGGGUCAGUCCCAGAAAAUGUGAAAAAACAGUGGAGCCACAGAUAUUGGGGGACUAGCCUAUCCUAAUUCCUAUAUACUCUUAUAAGAUCUUGCUUUGACUGAUCUACUAAUUUCAUUUUUCAUCUCU
Molecule: messenger RNA, 2093 nt
Organism: Macadamia integrifolia
Lineage: Eukaryota; Viridiplantae; Streptophyta; Magnoliopsida; Proteales; Proteaceae
Product: IAA-amino acid hydrolase ILR1-like 5
Exons: 5
Coding region: 249-1613 (454 amino acids)
Biological process (GO): auxin metabolic process
Cellular component (GO): endoplasmic reticulum
Molecular function (GO): IAA-Ala conjugate hydrolase activity
Source: RefSeq, a predicted model, not a curated record